Messenger RNA from Ipomoea nil (Japanese morning glory), 2101 nucleotides. Its product is annotated as calmodulin-binding protein 60 A-like. Gene Ontology annotation, molecular function: DNA-binding transcription factor activity; sequence-specific DNA binding; calmodulin binding. The transcript is spliced from 8 exons. Gene Ontology annotation, cellular component: nucleus. The coding region runs from base 199 to 1764 and encodes 521 amino acids. Lineage: Eukaryota; Viridiplantae; Streptophyta; Magnoliopsida; Solanales; Convolvulaceae. Gene Ontology annotation, biological process: regulation of salicylic acid biosynthetic process. The record is from RefSeq and is a predicted model, not a curated record.
GUGAAACUUUAUGGUGUGCUGGAAACGACUUUAACUGCUCUCAGGAGGUAACAAUCAAUCUAAAAUUUAUGUAUAGUUAUUGUUGUAAGAUUCACAGUGGGAGAUGAGACAGUCUUAUUCAAUUUCUUUUCACGACAUGGAAAGCUUUACGUUUUAUAGUAAUUUUAGAUAGAUGCUACUCGAUCAUCAUGUGUUUGCAUGUUUAUUUACAACAAUAGCAGACAUAAUAGAGCUGCAUCAAGAAGUUUACAAUUGAAGUUCUCGCAAGAAAUGCCUGCGGUGGUUUUUACUGGAGAACGGAUUGUUGCGAAAGGGGAUGGGAGUUUAGAAGUAGCAUUAGUUGAUGGUGCUACGGGGGAUGUAGUCAGACAUGGAGCUGGGACCUCGGGGAAACUUGAAAUUGUUCCGGUUGAGGGAAAUUUCGACCCCAGCUUUGAAGAUUUUGACACCAAAAUUGUGGUAGGUGAAGAUGGAAGAACAUCAUUGCUGGGCGAAAACCCAUACUUGGAAAUGAAAGAAGGCAAUGCACCUGUGUAUGGGAUUAAAUUCAAACACACAAGGAAAUGGAUGAGAAAAGGCAAGUUCAGGCUAGGAGCAAGGUUUGUUCAUCAACCCAAUGGCAUUAGAAUUCGAGAGGCGGUGACAGAGCCCUUUGUUGUCAAGGAUCAGCGUUCAAAAUCGAAGAAGCGUUAUCCCCCAUCACCAACUGAUGAAGUGUGGCGGCUAAAAAACAUUGGCAAAGAAGGUGCUUUCCACAAGAGUUUGGUUAAAGAGAAAAUUGUCACUGUGAAGGAUUUUGUAGUUGAAUUCCGGAAGGAUCGUGAAACACUACGAGAUGUACUCGGAAAUAUGUCAAAUGCCAAGUGGGAAGCCACUUUAGAUCAUGCCCUGACAUGCGAGCUGAAUGGCGCUUCGUGCUCUUCCAUUAAUCCUUGCGUCUUAAUGGAACAUGACAAGAACAAUGAUGUCUUAAGCGUUCUGAGUUCUCAGCCCGAUGACCUUUCCCAAGAUAUGCAGAGAGAAUUGAGGAUUUUUGGUUCUGGAAAUGAAUUGUCACCAACUAGUGCUGCAGACAUUUUGUCUGAUGCAAUUGCUAGUUUAAAAGCUCUGAAUCCAUCUGAUACUGAUGAUGAUUCCUCUAGGCUUUUGAGUAAAAUUUUUAAGUUGUUAAGUUGUGAUGAUAUCCUCGAGAACUCUGAGCAGAACUCACGUGUUGAACAGCGAUUUGCUUCCCCCAAUAACUUGGAAGCUGAAUUAUGGUCUGAUAUGGUUAAUGAAUACAUGCUGGGCAACGCAAUUCAUUCCCUCACUCUUACUGAUGCAGGUCCAAGUUCUUCGACUUGCCAUCAUCAGAUGCAGCAUAACGAAGAUUUGAAUUCUGACCCGGGAAACCUCAUUAAUGGUACGAACAACUCUCUUCGAAAAUCAUUUCUGUCAAGGGUUUUGGUUUGUUCGGAAAAGAUGGCGUUCUCCGUCGGCAAAUCGGCUCUCUCUCAGCUCCGACUUUACUCACAGAAGGCUGAUGAUUCAUCGUUGGUGGCGCCUAGACGUGGAUUGCAUAUCGAACCUGGUGCUCGCGAGAAGGCUCUACUAGCAGACGACUCGUCACUGAGACGCUUUAAAUCAAAUACAAAGGGUGUGCGAGCCCUCAAGAGGGUGGGAGAUGUUCUCACUGUUGUUGUCGUAGCAGGGUGUUGUUAUGAAAUUUAUGUCAAAGCCGUAAUGAGGGAAGAAGCUAGGAAGAAGGAAAGUGGAAGCUCAUAGUGGUGGCUCAUGAUUCUAUUCUGCAUAUUUGCAAUCCCUUCAUUCUCUGAAGCGUAUAGGGAAUAAGUCAAGGGAACAGCUGCUGUUUGAAUAUUUAGUGCAAGAAACUCGUGGCUUAAGGCCCCUCCUCUGUAUGCUCAUAGCAAAGCUGAUAACUUGAUGCACCAAUUUUUCCUUUUAAGAAACUCAUGUUUUAACUAGGUGAGAAUAGAAAUAAGGUUGGGUGGCUCUUUGAACCCAAAAAGACUAAAUGUUGAUUCCAUUGUGUUUGUUAUUAACUCCAUGGAUCCAUUUUUUUUACCAGUUCAAUCCAUUCCCACAUACCCAAUGCAGUACA